CCACCGCAGCAACAGGCCGCAAACGUCGCGUAUCCCUCCUGCGAACGCGAUAGUUUCCUUUCUAUUUCCCUACCUUUCUUCUUCUUCUUCAUUUUGUGCAACAAAUUCACCGGAAUCCACCCACCAAGGGGAGGAGCUUGACACAUCCGGAGACCGUCGAGAAAGAUUUUCGAUAGUCAUAACAACUACAUUUACGACAUGAAGAGGUCGUUAACAUCGUUGUAUGUGCUGUCCUUCAUCUGCAAUUGGGCGCUGAUUUUUUCCUCCAUAUUAACCCCCAUGAAGGCGGAUGGAAGUUUGAGGAUCUUCAAGGAUGGGCCCAAUGACUUCGAAUACGUGCUGAAGAGGCAUGAGGUCGAUAGAAGCUCGGAAGAUCUUGACUCAAAAGAACGACGAAGCAGCAUGGGGUCCUCUUUCAUUAGAUACGGUCGCAGCGAUGUGGACGGAAAUAUAGAGAGAGUUUCCAACAGCGAUAGCGAUGGUAGCUCGAAGGUGAACAGGUAUCCUCGUUGGAAGUCACCGGAUAUCAUCAUUAGGUUUGGCCGAUCGAGCUUCAAGAGCCUGAACGAUGACACACACUACAGACACGGAAGGAAUAACUUGAAUUUUCUCAGAUACGGCCGGAACGUGCAGGUUUAUCCUCUAGAAAUCGACGUGACUGCGAUGUGCUCUGAUCUACUAUCAAAUGACGAGGGCAACGAUCUUCAUCCGUACGAGGCGAGGUUGCUUCGUCUGUGUAACAUUUUGAAUAACAGCGAUAUAGAACAUAGAAACAGUCUGGACUUCUUAGAAGACCGGCUCGGUUCGAAACACAAUUAAAUAUGCUCUUGUAAUCGAUCCAUCGCGCCUAUUCAUCGGAAUUCGUGCCAAAACCCGCCGUCAACAGCUCACUUUCGGGACACUGCACCGUAAUCGAUACCGAAAUUCCGAUGGACAACGUUGUUAUCGACCGAUCCAUACUCAGUUAUGACUCGACGAAGAUCUGUUACACCUUUCUUCGAGCUUCUAACCUCGCAAAUGAUUUUAUGGAGAUGCUUUCGUCUUGGCCUUUCAGGUAAAAUUGUGCUUAAUAGUAUUAGACAACUGCAAAUACAUCGGCAACGAAUUUUACAUCAUAUUAUUCGUUUGUUUGGAUAUUUAUUGUCUACUUUGCGAAAUCUUAUAUUUUCAAGCCUAAAAGAUUAUUCUCUUCCUCGAACUGUUUCAUAUUAAAACAUUUUUCUUCAGACAUCAAGCGACAUAAUGGUCAGAAACAAAAAUGGAUUUAUCAUAUUUUUCUCGUGUGAUUGCCAAAUUGAUUCGUUAUGAACUGAGACAGAUUGAACCGAGACGAAAUUUUUCAAUUUUUCUCAUUUGGUUUUCACGGAGAUAUUUCAAUGAGUUCCUCGAAUUUCGUACAGAUUUGAGAAGAUUUGUGGAUCGUUGUGUGAUCAUAUGUAAAUAACGCUGUUUGAUAUUAUUUUUGUUAACGCAUUAUUACGUUUUUUAAUGGCUAUAGUAUGGCCCCUUUUGCAUAAUUUAUUAAUUAGUAAUAGUGAACUGACAAGUUGUAAGUUAUAGAUUUCUUCUUUAUAAAUGUACAAUUUUACAUUAAAUAGAUUGAUCGAAUGAUUUAUAUGUUAUUUGUUAUAUAUGUUUUUUGUACAAAUUCAUUUGUAAAAUUCCAUUUGCUUUGCUAUCAAACUUGGCUCAAUUAUGUAAGAAAGUCAAUUGAUAACCUAUAACUUGUGAAUUGUAAAAUUUCAUUAAUAAUAUUAUAGUUCAAUUGCGCAUGAGAGAGUUCAGAUAGAUGAAUUAUCAAUAAUUCUAAGGAAAGAAGAAUUGUUUGUAUUUAUUUGAAUCAAUAAUAUUUAAUUAUCGAUGAUACGAAACAUGAUACAUGGAAGCAGUGAUUAUUACAUCUGUUUUAAGCAACAAUUUUAUAAUUCAUUUUUAAUGAAUAAAUUUUGCCGUCUAAAGAGAUAAGUGUAACAAUAAACGGAGGAUAAACAGUUAUAUGAAUCACUAUAGUAGAAACUUGGUGUAUCAAUUUAUGCGAUAACGAUCUACCUCACUAAUUGCUUUUCACAAAUUAAUUUCUAUUUUAACAGUAGUAAAAAGAUACUUUCCUACGAUCUUUUCAAAAUUUUAUGUCGUCGCUAAUUAGUCUAAUUAUUGAUUUAUGCCUUCGUAGAUAAUUUUACAACCGUAAAUGAUUUCUCUUCAUAAAGAUCUAUUUGUUCGAUUAACAAAAAGGCCGACGAAUAACGUUGUACCAUAACCUUCCUUCUGGGUACUUUAAUGUACAUCCACCUGCGUAUUCAGUGUAAAUAAAGAAAAUUUCAUUGGCUUCGUAUACGUGAAUCGAGAGUCCACGAGAUUAGUCCAGAGAGAAAAGAGAUGAAAUAAAACUUGAACGUUUCUGCGUUGUAACAAUCGUCUUCAUUGUCUAUAACAAAAUUAAAUCGUCAUUCCAUUGUUAGAUUGUCGAGUACCUGAAAAAAUUUUGGCUAAGUCCUAAUAACCUAGCAACAGAGAUAAUGAUUUAUUUUAAAAUAAUAUAUUAGUUUGUUGCACCCAGUAAAGUGCAAUAAACCGAAUUUUUUUAAUAUAGUUAAAUUUAAUUUUCUAAAAUUAUUUUAAAUUGAUUAAAAUCGUUAUUUACAAACUUUCGAAAAAACCAAACGAGUUUACUUAUUGCUAGGAAAUUUUUCAUUUAUUUCUUCAACAUAAAUACAUAAAAAGAUCUAUGGGAUAACCUAAUAAUAUCUACAAAUUAAUUUCGUAUUUGAGAUGAAAUGAAAAGUUGCCAAAUUGAAAUAGAGAAUUCUUAUCUUAUGAAACUAGAAAUAAUUGUGUCGUGGCUGUAAUAAUGUUCCUUUUUCUUUUUUUAUUAGAAGCAUACAUUUUGUUAUCUCUUUUCAAAGUUUUAUGGACCUAGUUAUUAUUUUCUGGAGUAUUCCACAAUUUGAAUAGGAGCUAGUAUUAUGUUACUGUACAUUGUCUGUAACCUGAACGUUAUUCUUAAAGUGAAUGUAAAUUUAAUACACGCGUAUAAUUAAAUAAUUAAAGGGACAAAAAAAGUGACUGGAAA
Molecule: messenger RNA, 3073 nt
Organism: Bombus terrestris (buff-tailed bumblebee)
Lineage: Eukaryota; Metazoa; Arthropoda; Insecta; Hymenoptera; Apidae
Product: FMRFamide-related peptides
Exons: 3
Coding region: 199-819 (206 amino acids)
Source: RefSeq, a predicted model, not a curated record